Molecule: messenger RNA, 2299 nt
Organism: Zonotrichia albicollis (white-throated sparrow)
Lineage: Eukaryota; Metazoa; Chordata; Aves; Passeriformes; Passerellidae
Product: butyrophilin subfamily 2 member A2
Molecular function (GO): protein binding
Source: RefSeq, a predicted model, not a curated record
CAUGGCUCCUGAUUUUAUCUCCAGUUGGGUGAUUUUCUCACCUUUUUCUCACUUUUACUCAUUACCCUGCUGCUUUAAUCCCCUUAUCUGCAGAUUUGCAGAUGAAAACACAGGGAAAAGAAGCAACCUGUUUGUUUUCAACUCUCACAGCAUGGUUUAUUCAAUAAUUUUGGGGCUUUAUUACUCAUGCCCAGGGCCCUUUAGCAUGGGCAACCCCUUGUUUACAUGCAAAAUCCCACACUGACUUCCAGAGGAAAAAUUUGAAGCCAUUUGGUGCCAGCUCUUAUCUCCCCCAUACAGAUUUUCUCCAAGAUCAAUAACAAACUUCCCCUCUCACAAGAUUUCUCUGGAUAUGAGAGAUGAAUGUGGCUUAUCUCAAUUUUAGGGACUUUCCUCACUCAAAUAACUUUGUCAGAUUUGACUGAUGAAUGGUGGAGGCAGAAACGGAUUUAAGAUGGAUAGAUUCAGCCUUCAGCCAGCUCAAGGAUUUGGGGUCAGGAAGAGAGGACUCUGAGGGUGCAAUGGCUUUCUUCCUCAAACCACGGCCAUGCACAUGGGACCUUCCCCUGGACUACCACACUGCCAAACAGUUUGAAGUGGACGUAACCCUGGAUCCAGCCACAGUGGGCCCAGAGGUGGUCCUCUCUGAGGACCUCAAGGAAGCCACCUGGGGCAGACCUCGAUGCCAGUGGCCUGAGGGUCCAGGCCGGUUCGACACGGACCCGUGCAUGCUGGGCAGCAAGGGCUUCACCUCGGGCCGCCACUACUGGGAGGUGGAGGCCAAUGGGCGCUUCUGGGCCGUGGGAGUGGCCCGUGAGUCAGUUCAGAGGAAAGGCCGGGUCCUCUUCAAGCCCAACACUGAAAUCUGGGGCUUGCAGAAGUAUGAUGAGCUCUGCGUUGCCCUCACAGCUCCCUCCCACACCUCUGUUCCACUCCUCAAUGGGGAGAUUGGGGUCUACCUGGAUUAUGAGGUCAAAGGGGAAAACAAAGACCAGUUCCAGAUGCAAUGUUGCCCUUCCCAAAUAUUGUCCCAUUGCUACCUCAAGUUCAAGAAGAAAUGCACAUUUUGUGGCAGAGGAAACACCAACCAACACCUUAAGAAUGAAAAACAUGGACUCACAGGUGAGAUAGAGGUGAGUGAUUCACCCACCUCCAUGGCUGCUCCUCAUCCUCCCGCAAAAGGCCAAUCCAAUGCUCUGAGAUGCCUUUGUACCUCAUCACAAAGCUCUGAAAGAGCAGGAAAGAUUUUUACCUUCUUCCAACCAAAGCACUCCAUUUUACCAGUUGCUUAUGCUGCUUUAGGGCUUCUUUGGGGCUUGAACAUUUCAAUCUGCUACCAGAAAGUGUCAUCUAGAAACAGGAGUUUAUCCCUACAAUCCUUGCAGCAGUUGGCUUUGGUGAGGAAUUUGAUGACAUAUUCUCAAAUUUGCCCCAAAUUCUCACCCCAGAUCUUCAAAAAAGACCCUGGAAGAGCAGUCACAGAAACCAAAAGGUUUCAAAUACAAUGCUUUUGGAUUUUUCCCCCCAUGCCAAGCAAGUUCUCAUGUCUCCUUACCAAGUCCUCCAUGCUGUCCAGCAUAGCCAAGGAAGCACCGAGUGCUGAGCAGUUGUCCUGGCUGUAUGUCCAGUUCCCUUCAACCUCAGAAAAAUAGUAGCAUUUUCCUCGGUACCUGAUCCAGUCAAAGGGGCACUGAAAGCAGGGCUGGGCAUGAGGCUGAAAAGCUUGCACUGUCAUUAAGAAUAGAGCAACGUUAACGAGCACCACCUUCCCCUUGCCUCUCUGGGGUGGAGAGAUCAUCCUCCACCCCCCAUGGCUUCCAAAAGUCUUCACCUGUCUCAACUGUAGGAGAAGAGAAAAAUUAAGAUACCAGGAGAGAUCCUGUGAGAAAAUAAGCUCAUCAUGGCCCAGCUUGUGCUGUUGGAUAAGAAAUAGAGGUGCUGCACCUUCAGAGAAGGAAAUAGGGUGGUAGACUUCAAAAAAACACAUUUUAAAGAGGAUUUUCAGAGUAGCCCUAUCCCUAAAAAUGCCUUUGGAUGUUGCUCUCUAUCAUUAACGCAAAAGUAGUGAAAAUGACAGGACAAAUGUCCUCUUAUCCCUGCACACUUCUUGACUUGGUGGGACUCAUGCCAACAUCUCCAGGCCCCUUCUUCUCUGAAAAGAAUACUUCUGUGUGACUGUACUCCUGAAAUGGCUCCUCCUGUUGAUUUUCUAAGGGUUUCUUGAUGACGUCAGUUCCCACACCAUGGAGAUGGGUUUGUUCUUCUGUAGAAAGACUGCUCUGAAAUGUCCUUCUCUCUC